CAUGAAGUGCCAAGUUGGCGUCCAGAAAGAGAAUUCUUAGAGAUAAAGUUCGGCAUUACUAUUGCGUCACAUCCGUUUAAACUAGGCCAUAUAAUUUUCUGUCAAGUUUGAUAUUUAGUGUUCCCAUCUAGCAAAGGCCGGAAUCAAACAUUUAAUUGUUGUGUGUAUCGGCCACGGAGUGGUGCUAGUCAAAACAAUCAAUGCUGCUCAUAAUGGUUUAACUCUGAAGAUUUUCAAGCCAGCCUAUAUUUUACAAAAAAUGGAAAACAAAGACUUACUGUCCCUUUACUGUUUCUUGGCCUUUCUUGUGUGUGCAAUAUCUGCCUUUCCCGAGAAAGGUAAAUGGACAUUUGAAAUCAAUCAAGACAUCCAAUAUGUGGGUGUUUCCAAAAGCAUGUUUGCUGGCACCAACAUCACUUUCAAAAUCCAAAAUUGCAGAUCAGAAUCCACAAGUUUAAGCAUCUCAUGGAAAUUGAGGCACUCACCUUGUUGGCAGGAAUAUCUUGGUUUAGAGAAUAUUGAAACUGGCACUGGGCAGUUACAUGGAUACUACAUGAACCCUCAUGCUAUCCCUGAAUGGUUAAAUUAUAGUGCUGCUGACUAUGUUGCAUCACAAGAAUCUAUAGCAGCAUGUGAUGGAUCCACUAUAAGCAUGCCACCAGUAUUACAAUCCAUGGAAAAGAAGCAUACAAAACAAGCAACUUCUGUAGAACAGCCACAAUAUGUGAUUCCCAAAGAAGGAGUUUAUCUCUUUGUCAUAACAAUCAAACCAAAAUCGCCAUUAGGAGGUAAUCAUUCGUACACCGCUCAAAUUUUAAUUGACAUGAAGAGUGACUUUGGAUACCUGUCGGUGAUCGAUUGGCCAUUACUACCGUUUUACGGAACUAUGUGUGGAUUGUACACUGUUAUGGGGGUUCUGUGGCUGGUUGUAUCGUUGUGUAGAUUAAAGGAUAUUUUGAGGAUCCAAAUGUGGAUUGGCGCCGUCCUUUUUCUUGGAAUGCUGGAAAUGGCUGUAUAUCUAGCUGAAUACGAAAGCUUGAACAAAACAGGAGAAUUGACUGCCGCAGCACAUUAUUCUGCUGAGCUCCUCUCUUGUGCUAAACGAAGUCUAGCAAGAAUCCUUGUAUUGAUUGCAUCGAUGGGAUUUGGAAUUGUGAAGCCCCGCCUAGGUGCGAUGCUACAGAGGAUCGUCGGUGUGGGUGUUGUGUAUAUGGUACUGUCGGCAGUUGAAACAUACCUGAUAUUGGUACAACCAAAGAACGACCGAUCUCGCAACAUAUACGCCGCUUCCUUCCUGCUCGCAUUACUUGAUGCUGCCAUAUGUUUCUGGAUCUUUCUAUCACUUGUGCAAACUACUCGCACGCUUAGACUCCGAAGAAACACCGUGAAAUUGUCGCUGUAUAACCACUUCACCCAUACUCUAAUUUUCGCCGUGGCCUCUUCGUUGAUCUUUAUGCUGUGGUCUAUAUAUUAUCAUCGGAUGGAUACUUGCCUAAAAGACUGGAAGGAAUUAUGGUUGGAUGAAGCUUUCUGGAAGCUGCUGUUUUCACUUCUCCUUUUAGUGAUAAUGAUUCUAUGGCGCCCAACGAAUAACAAUCAACGCUACGCUUUCACUCCAUUGCUUGACUCGGGCGAUGAAACUGAAGAAGAUGAUGUAAUGGUUAACGAAAAUCUUGGGAUGAAAAUGCGUGUCAAUCGAGCAAGUAGAGCAAAUACCCCAUCGCCCCGGACAAGUCGCGAUGGCCCAUCUGGUUCCAUUGAAGAUGAUCUAAAGUGGGUUGAGGAAAACAUUCCCUCCUCCAUGGUGGAAUCUGGUCUUCCGCUUCUGGAUUCCGAAGAGGAAAUCAUGACAACCCGGUUCGAAUUGUCUAAAAUGCAGUAAAGUGUCUGGGAUUUUGAGCACCUCACUAUAGCAAGUUUUCAAAAUAUGGCAUAACUUUCAAAUAAUAAUUUCCCAUGAUAAUUAUCGACAUAGAGUUGCAGUGUUUUGGUAUUAUUGAAUGAACAAGAAGAGAAGAAUAGCGAAGUUGCUCCAGUUAAUGGCCAA
Daphnia magna is the source of this 2047-nucleotide messenger RNA. RefSeq names its product transmembrane protein 87A. Gene Ontology annotation, biological process: retrograde transport, endosome to Golgi. The record is from RefSeq and is a predicted model, not a curated record. The transcript has 13 exons. Gene Ontology annotation, cellular component: Golgi apparatus; membrane. Lineage: Eukaryota; Metazoa; Arthropoda; Branchiopoda; Diplostraca; Daphniidae. The coding region runs from base 260 to 1882 and encodes 540 amino acids.